CGUUUAGUAAUGUUUACGUUUAGAAAAUUAGCCAUUUGAAUGUAAUGGACCAAAAUUAACGGCUUAGGACCUUGACAGGAUUAAACUAGGAUAAAUGAGGAUCAUGGCAUACUAAAUAUUUUUCCCCCACAAGCCGAAGUGUGUGCCCACAAGGUAUGGUGAAAUUUGAAACAGCGGAAGUUGUAAUGUGAGCCAUAGUACGGGGCCAGUCAUAAGACCGAAGACGCAAAGCCGUAGAUUAGCGCUGUGGAUCAAUGGAGGAGGACGCGAAUCAACGACACGUUAGAUCUAUUCAGCAUCGAUGCAGAGUUUGUGGCAAAUACCUUAAGAAAAAGUUUGUGGCAAAAAGGCAGGGGGAAUCUCUUAGGAAAUACUGCAAUAAGGUGUUAUUCAAAGGAGAAUUCCAAGAGCACUGGCGUGUUAACGUUACACAAGAAAACGAAGACGUUCACCCUGAACUACUUUGCCGUCCCUGCGAAGGAUCACUUUACCGAUUGCGAAAAGGAAAGGAACAGCCACCAAUAUUGAGAAGCUGGACCCCUCAUACGGAAGAAGGCUGUUUUUGCGAGGCGAAACCUUCAACAUCAAGAGGAAAAAAGCGAGGGUUAAGUGAAGAAGAUACAGACAGUGGAGAAGAGGCCGAGGGUGGUACGGAUGGUACCGAUGUUGACUUUAGAACUAUAACUGAAUCUUUGCCGUUCCUUAACUCAGACCAAGCUGGGAAAGUUGCUAAGCAGCUCUCUGAAAGACAUGGUUUUAUUUUGAUAUCGAAGUCGGACAUUGACAAAUCCCUUGUUGAACUACCAAGGUCUGAUCUGUUGCAGAUAACCGAGGCUAUAUUUCGCAAUGAGAGACAGGGUAUUAAAUUAGACGCAUCGCGAUGUAGCCAAACCUACAAAAACAUACAGAAGCUCGUGUCGUUAGAUUCCUCCGAGUGGAGUGCAAGGCGCAAUUCUGUAAUCAGCAGUGCUCUGAAAGGGCUGUCUACUCCGGAAUUGUCUAUUAGCAGAGAGGCGUCCAACCUACUCGAGGCAAGGAAAGCAAUUGCAAAUGAUCACCUUUACUCUCUUGUGCAUCCUGGCUUCAUUGGCCCUAUUUCCUUUCCGUGUAAUCUGCUUAUGUAUUCAAUCGCGCGGAGUAAGCUGUGUUGUAAUGUUUAUGGAAAACUAUACCCUGGGGGGUCUUUUGGAAGCUUGAAAGCAUGGCUGGACAAGCUAACAUUGAAAAUUCCCGAAUACCCUGCGGGUGACCUCCUGACCGCAAUAGACAACGACCAAGUACUGAUAAAAAAGUGGACAGUGCGCGAAGAAAACCGCGCACAGAUCAGUAUUCUCACAAGUGUGUGCACGACAACUUUGAAUCCAAGCGGAAACCUCCAGCAGGACAGAGAAUUACACCCAGGUAAAUGGGAUAACCGCUGCAAGCUUGCAAAGGAAAAUCCUUCUAUGAUACCUAACCUUAUGGAGGAAUGCACUCUCACCCAAGAACAACAUAACCUUUUGCGGCAGGAGAAUAAAAACCUCAUCCAGGAUCUCCUUUACAAGAUUGCCAAGGAGCAUACCAUCAUUAAUGGUGUUCCAAGGGAUGAUGAUGAUGGCCUUACGUAUCUGGUCUCCAGGGAUGUUGUCCAGUCUGUUCGCCUUUGCUCUGCAUGUGGGGUUGAGUUAUUGGCUUCCGAGACUCAAUCACACUUCUUGGAGAAACAUAUUGGAGAGACAGUAAAUUUCAUUAAGGAAUUUGACUGGGCCUUUAUUAGAAUUGGGAAGCUUCACAUGGAGAUGAACAUGGCACGGUGCAUCAUGUCUGUCCAGUGGGAUGUGUACAUGUCUUCUCUUGCUCAUGAACUGGGCUUUAUGUCUGAGGCUGCUCAGAAGUUUGCCAAAAAAGGGUCAGACCAUCACAAGACUAUUGUCUAUCAUGAAGGUGGCCCAUAUUGGUAUUCUCAGCGAGUUGUUGGUUCCCUAUGUAAAGGCACAGAUGCAGACAGGAGGUAUUAUGUCGGUGAAUCACUUCCUUUACGAAUGGAUUCCUGCUUACGCCUGGUGGGAUCCAACAUAUCGUUAUAUGUUCUCAACUACAUGGAGAUACCUCGUGGCACUGCAGAUGUUCAGGAUGGCGCAACAACUCACAAUACAUCUACACAGGGCAGUUGCCUUUCGCACCCCUAUUUCACAGGAAUUCAGUUUCCAAAUAUGCUCUUAUUGAGUUGUAUGACAGGUAAGCACUAUACAACUAUGUAUUUAGAUGAGCUCUAA
Molecule: messenger RNA, 2255 nt
Organism: Nematostella vectensis (starlet sea anemone)
Lineage: Eukaryota; Metazoa; Cnidaria; Anthozoa; Actiniaria; Edwardsiidae
Exons: 4
Coding region: 255-2255 (666 amino acids)
Source: RefSeq, a predicted model, not a curated record